AUUAAGCAAUUGUUUGCCUUAAUUGUUGUAUUGUUUAAUGUAGACAUUGUAUUAAGAAAACAGUUAUAAAUGGAUGAACUAUGCAUUGACUAUAACUUGAUAGACACUCCACUUAUUAUACGUACCGAUGCUCUACAAUCGUGGCCUUGUUUUAAAUGGACAAUAAAUGAUUGGAGUGAAAAGUGUGGUGAAACCAAACUUUCGUUUAGAGUUCACAAAAGGAUUUCUAACACAUUUUGGGAAACCGAAGCCAUCGAUAGAUUAGAGACUCAAUUAUCAGAUUAUGUUGAAUGGACUCAAUUGGAGACAAAUGAAUGCAAUGACAGAAAUCCAUUUAAGAAAUAUUCAAAAUCUGAACAUUGGAUUUAUAGCAGUUAUAACUAUAUGAAUAAAUUAUUUGAAGAUAACCAACAAAUUAUACAUUCAGUAAACUGGUCUCAAUUAGGUCUUCAAGACGAUAAACUAGAGUCAACCGCCAAAAAUAGUACUUUUUGGUUGGGAUCAGUUGAUGCUUUUACACCCUGUCAUCAGGAUAGUUAUGGUUACAAUUUUGUGGCACAAUUAUCUGGAAAAAAACAAUGGAUUCUUUUUCCACCAUCUGAUGAGACUUUCUUAUAUCCAACUCGUAUACCAUAUGAAGAGUCGAGUAUUUUUAGUUCAGUAGAUUUUCACAAACCUGACUAUAAAAUACAUCCACUUUUCAAGCAAACAAGUCCUCAUGUAAUUGAAUUAAAAGCCGGAGAGAUAUUAUUUGUUCCUCACCUUUGGUGGCAUUUUGUUAGAGUCAUUGAAGAAGACUUUGAUAAAAGUUGUAUUUCUAUAAAUACUUGGAUUUUCAAUGAUUGCUAUCAGAGCUCUUUAAAUGAAAGUAUUGUCCGUUUAUUGACGACCUCACUGUUCAAUACAUACUGUCCAUUACAACCAAACAAAUGGCUGAAUAUUAAUGCAGAUUUGUUUAGUCCUGAAGAAGCUAUUCACACAAUUAAUCUAAUAUUAAAUAAAAUGAAUUCAACGAUUCCUAUAAAUAAGACUAAAUCCAAAAUAUUGCCGAAAAAUUCAUUAGAAAUUAAGUCAUCAACUUUUGAUGAGUUAAGACUACUUUUUGAUAAUAAAAAACAAGAAUCGAUUGAAGAAUUGAGUAAUAAAGACGUGAAUAUUGAAACAAUUGUUAAUUGUAUUUUACAUCCCGAUGUCAUCGAAAUGAUUGCUCAAAAGUUAAUAAAUAUUAUAAACAAUAAAUAAAUGGGUGUUUAAAAAGCCUUUUUU
Oppia nitens is the source of this 1266-nucleotide messenger RNA. Its product is annotated as HSPB1-associated protein 1-like. The transcript has 4 exons. The coding region runs from base 70 to 1242 and encodes 390 amino acids. The record is from RefSeq and is a predicted model, not a curated record. Gene Ontology annotation, molecular function: 2-oxoglutarate-dependent dioxygenase activity. NCBI's taxonomy places the organism in Eukaryota, Metazoa, Arthropoda, Arachnida, Sarcoptiformes, Oppiidae.